CUGAAGUUUGUUUUAACCUACUGUAUAAGAGUACAAUGGCGAGGUUCGCCAUUAGGUUUGCUUUUGAAGUCGUUGGUGCACGCCCUCAAACCUGUUUAAGAUGGAGUCCGUUGCCGCACACAAAGAUGAAGUCACUCACGUUGAGUCGAAAAUUGACGAGUUGAAAAGAAAGUCUGUGGAUGCCAAAGACGUUGCAGAUCAUGAAGCUAAGAAUGGUAACGAUGAGCCAGUUGUCAAGAAGAUAAGAAAAGAGACCGAUGAUAAUGAUGGCGAUGAAAAGUCUCACAGUCCAGAGAAUAGACCAAUCGAGGGUGAGUUGUACGAAGAUGGUAACGAAGGUGAGCUAAUUUACUCUUCGGCAUUCAUGCCAUACCCCUUGAUUACUCACACUGAUUUUCGACCUAUAUAUAUCUAAGUUUCAUAAGUUCUGUAAUUUCGACUUUUAGACGAUGGCUCACAAGACACCAAAGGCACCAAUGGAACAAGCGAACAUGUAAACGGCAGUAACGGCGAACAUGUCGGUGAACAUCAAACCGAAAAAUCAGAUGAAGGGUCCGAUUCGGAAUCGGAAGGGGGUGAUGCACCUUCAGUUGACAAGGAAUCAAACGAAGAGGCCAGUGAUUAACCUCGGCAUUUCUAUGCACUCCAGGCAUUUAUGUCUUUUUAUAACAUUUUUAUCGAUUUUUAUUCUAACCCGGCAGCUUUUGCACAAGUUUAUUAUUCACUUAUAUCUAAUAUAACAGAUGCUCGG
Messenger RNA from Schistosoma intercalatum, 751 nucleotides. NCBI's taxonomy places the organism in Eukaryota, Metazoa, Platyhelminthes, Trematoda, Strigeidida, Schistosomatidae. The record is from the annotation of a GenBank genome assembly.